Messenger RNA from Pieris macdunnoughi, 606 nucleotides. The record is from the annotation of a GenBank genome assembly. Lineage: Eukaryota; Metazoa; Arthropoda; Insecta; Lepidoptera; Pieridae.
AUGCAAAUUCACGAACAAUUAAAAAUUAGAAGUAUUAGUCUCCUGUUCGCACUGAUUGGAAGUACUUUCGGGUACUUUCACGGUGUAGAUCCUAAUACACUAAAAUGCGACCCAACAGGCCAGAUCAGUCUACUCCUGCCACACUUUACGAAUUGUAACAAAUUCUAUAUGUGCGCCCAUGGUUCUGAGGUUGAAUUUACUUGCCCUCAAAAUACCAUAUUCGACUUUCCAGUUCAGACUUGCAAUUGGCCAUGGGCAACGAAAUGCUGGCUCAGGAAUGGCACUGACGACAUUAUUGAAGGUUCUGGUGAAGACGAAUUUGUUCCACCAAAAGAAGUUGAAAUCGAAAUUAAGCCAGCUUCAACGGAGACGAUGAUGUCUGGUCGUCUUGACUGCCACAAUCUUGAUACAGCUUCACGAAGAGUUGGAUUCAAGGGUGACUGUCAAAGAUACUGGAGCUGUACAGCUGGUUCACCCCAUGCUUACUACUGCUCUGAUGGUCUCUUUUUCAACGAAGAAAAGCAGGAAUGUGACUUUGAAGCUAACUCCAAGUGUAUUGACGAAAAUAUUGACGAACUACACACAGAAUUUAUUGAAUACAACUAA